AUGGCGCUCAACUCGGCCCCGGCUCCGGAGCCUGAUCCGGACUGGAGUGUUGCGGUCCGUCCGCUCCUUGCCGCCUCGUAUUCUACCUUCGAGCCGCGGGACAUCUCUCAGCUUUUCAGCUCCAUCAUUAAUAGUGAGAAGCAGAUUCUGCAUCAUGACAAACAAUAUGAACCCUUCUACUCCUCAUUUGUGGCGCUCUCUGCACAUUACAUCUCAACAGUCUGUGCACAGAUUCCUAGGAAUCAGCUACUGUCUGUUGCAGCUGCAUGUAAAAUCCUGAUUGAAUUCUCAUUGAUGCGCCUUGAGAAUCCAGAUGAGGCAUGUGCUGUUUCACAGAAACACCUGAUCCUUUUGAUCAAGGGCCUUUGUACUGGUUGCAGCCGAUUGGACAGGACUGAGAUCAUUACGUUCACAGCAAUGAUGAAGUCAGCCAAGCUUCCAAUGACAAUAAAGACACUCUCAGAUGUGGAGGAUCAGAAAGAGUCUGUCUCUCCAGUGACACCUGAACUCAAACAGAAAGAAGUGCAAAUGAAUUUUUUAAGCCAAUUAACUUCAGUGUUUGACCCAGAUGUGUCAGCCUCAUCUGCCCCUUCUCCAGUUGUUCAGGUGGAUGGUGAAAGUGAUGAACAAACUGGAACUGAUCAAGCAACAGUUGCCAAAAUGAAAAGUGCUUUUAUUGCGCAGAAUGUGUCCAGUUUACAAGCACUGGGAGGCUCUGAGAAGUUGCUACGUGUUUGUUUAAACCUUCCCUACUUUCUGCGCUACAUCAACCGCUUCCAGGAUGCUGUCUCUGCCAAUUCCUUUUUCAUAAUGCCUGCAACAGUUGCAGAUGCAACUGCUGUGCGAAAUGGAUUCCAUUCCCUGGUUAUUGAUGUUACCAUGGCUUUAGACACACUCUCACUGCCUGUCCUUGAGCCACUGACCCCUGCAAGGCUGCAGGAUGUGACUGUAUUGGCCCUGAGUUGCCUGUAUGCAGGAGUAAGUGUUGCAACAUGCAUGGCUAUUCUACAUGUGGGUAGCAGCCUGCAAGUCCGAUCUGGGUCCACAAGUAAGGAAGAAGACUAUGAGAGUGAUGCAGCCACAAUUGUACAGAAAUGUCUGGAAAUCUAUGACAUGAUUGGGCAAGCAAUUAACAGCUCACGACGUGCAGGUGGUGAGCAUUAUCAGAAUUUCCAAUUAUUGGGGGCCUGGUGUUUACUAAACAGCCUUUACCUGAUCCUGAACCUGAGUCCAACAGCACUUGCAGACAAGGGGAAAGAAAAAGACCCACUAGCUGCACUGCGAGUCCGUAACAUUGCUGCCCGUGUGAAGGAAGGAGCUGGAUCCCCCAAGCUAGCUCCUGUUAAAGGACAUCAAGGAUUUGGCGUCUUGUCUGUGGUUCUAGCAAAUCAUGCGAUCAAACUGUUGACUUCACUCUUUCAGGAUCUGCAAGUGGAAGCCCUUUACAGGGGCUGGAGAGGUGAUGGACCACCUGCAGAGCUAAAUAUCAUGGCACAGAGCUCAUCUAUUCAACGUGUACAGAGACUGAUCGAAUCUGUUCCCCUCACCAACUUGCUCUUCACAUUGUUGUCAACAUCUUACAGAAAGGCUUGUGUUCUUCAACGCCAACGGAAAGGCUCUGUGAGUAGUGAUGUCAGUGCGUCCACUGAUUCAAACACUUAUUAUGAAGAUGAUUUCAGCAGCACUGAAGAAGAUAGUAGUCAAGAUGAUGACAGUGAACCAAUACUUGGCCAAUGGUUUGAAGAGACCAUCUCUCCCAGUAAGGAGAAAUCAGCACCUCCCCCUCCACCCCCUCCACCUCCUUUGGAGAGCUCUCCACGCUUGAAAAGUCCAAAUAAGCAGUGUUCUGGAGAAAAUGGCAACAUACUGGCGAGUCGCAGAGACCCUGAGCUGUUUCUGAACCUGGCUUCAAGUAUUUUUAAUUUCAUUACGUCUUCAAUGCUAAAUUCGAGGAACAACUUUAUCCGGAAUUACCUGAGUGUUUCUCUGACUGAACAGCACAUGAUGACGUUAGCCAGCAUAAUUAAAGAUGUGGACAAAGAUGGAACGAAAGGGGCAUCAGAUGAGGAGUUUGCAGCUGCACUUUAUCACUUCAACCAUUCUAUGGUCACCUCUGACCUCCCAUCCCCCGUCCUGCAGAACACAUUGCUGCAGCAGCUGGGAAUUGCGCCAUUCUCUGAGGGUCCAUGGCCAUUGUAUAUUCACUCUCAGAGCCUCUCUGUGCUAUCACGCCUGUUGUUAAUCUGGCAGCAUAAGGCUAGUGCACAGGGGGAGCCAGAUGUUCCUGAGUGUAUGAAAAUCUGGGAAAGGUUUAUUGGCACACUAAAGCAGAACAUACUCCAUGGAGUAGUACCAUCUGACUCAGAAGAUCUGAACGUUGAACACCUUCAGCUUCUACUACUAAUUUUCCAUAAUUUCUCAGAGAAUGGUCGUCGUGCUGUAGUUGUGAUGUGCAUACAGGUGAUUGUUGAAGUAGCAUCUAAAGCAGAAGCUCAGAUUCGGUGUGUGCCACUGACACUCGCCCGACUGUUGCUAGUUUUUGAAUACCUCCUUCAGCAAUAUUCAAAAGUACCAGUCUACCUAUUUGAACAGAUUCAAUUUAAUCUAUUAACCCCACCAAUAUGUGGUGCUAGUGCCAAUGCCACUGGGUCCCAAGAAUCUGGCCGACGCAUUCAAGUGCCACUUUAUCACGGAUUUAAAGAGGUUGAAGAAAACUGGGUUAAACACAGUGGGGCAGAUUCUACGCCUCUGCCCAAAUUCUACAGCAUCCUUUCACAUGAAACAUCCACUGAUGACAGAAGCAGAUUGGAUGAGGUGAUCUGUGAUGUUCUUUGUACUGGUACUUUGAAGUAUGAUGAGCUAUAUGCAUCACUGAUCUUGUUGUUAGCGGCUGGUUCACAGUUUGAUACACUCAGACGGGAAGAACACAAGAAUGCAACACCUCUGGAGGCAUGUUCCAUUCAGUACUACUUCUUGAUCUUAUGGAGAAUCUUGGGUAUUAUGCCUCCAUCAAAAGCCUAUGUUAACCAAGUGGCAAUGAGCACAACAGAGCUGAGUGAAUGUGACAUCCUGCACACACUUCGAUGGUCAUCACGACUUUGUAUCAGCUCCUAUGUAACCUGGAUCAAGGAUCACCUGGUGCAACAGGGCAUGAAGCCAGACCACGCUGGCUCACUGGUGGAACUGGCCGUUGCCAAAUGCAGUUCUGUGAAAUAUGAUGUGGAACUUGCAGAGGAGUAUGUUGCCAGACAGAUCUCUUCCUAUUGUGGAAUUGAUGCAAGUGCUAUUAUCCCGAUCAGCCGCCUCCCAAAUUUGCAGACUAUCUACACGCUUGAUGCGGUCAUUUCAAAGGUCCAAGUGUCUCUGGAUGAGUAUUUUUCCAAGGUGGCUGCAGAAACCGACUCCCACAAAACAUCUGAGAUUACAAAGAAUCUGCUUCCUGCAACUCUUCAGCUGAUUGGCAUCUAUGCUGCAUUUACCAGAUCGUACCUGUUGAGGAGUCUGUGUGAGGAGGGCUCGACUGAUAGUCCAACUGAGGAGAAGCUACAUGGUUAUGCUGCAGUACUAGCGAUUGGAUCUACCCGUUGCAAGACUAACUCUAUCGCCCAGUUAAUGGUGCAGAACCUGCCAUCAUCUGUACAGACACUGUGUGAAACAUGGAACAAUAUCCACACUAAUGAAUUCCCCAAUAUUGGAUCCUGGCGAAAUGCAUUUGCAAAUGACACCAUUCCUGCAGAGAGCUACAUUAGUGCAAUCCAAGCUGCACACCUUGGUACAUUGUCCAACCAGAGUUUGCCACUGGCUGCCUGCUUGAAGCAUAUUCUCUUGUCAUUGGUCAGACUCACUGGUGACCUCAUUGUGUGGUGUCCCGAUGAACUGAAUCCUGCACAGGUCAUCCACACACUGCUGCCAUUGCUCUUGGAGACAAGUACAGAAAGUGUGUCUGAAAUCAGCUCCACAUCAUUGGAACGGAUCCUCGGGCCAGCAGAAUCUGAUGAAUUUCUUGCACGUAUCUAUGAACGGCUCAUCACAAGCUGCUAUAACAUAAUUGCUAACCACUCUGACCCAAACAGUGGCUUGGAUGAAACUAUCUUGGAGGAGUGUUUGCAAUACCUUGAGAAGCAGCUGGAGAGCAGCCAGGCACGCAAAGCUAUGGAGGAAUUCUUCUCUGAACGUGGGGAACUGGUGCAGAUCAUGAUGGCCACGGCCAAUGAGAACCUUUCAGCUAAGUUCUGUAACAGAGUGCUGAAAUUUUUCACAAAACUGUUCCAACUUGCGGAGAAGAGCCCAAACCCAAGUCUUCUGCAUUUGUGUGGCUCAUUUGCUCAGCUGGCUUGUGUUGAACACAGCCGAUUACAUGCCUGGUUAACAAGAAUGACUCAUGCACCUCCUAAAGACUCUGAUCAGCUGGAUAUAGUUCAAGAGAACAGACAACUGCUUCAAAUUUUGACUGCAUGCAUUGUUAGAGAAAACAGCCAAGUUGGUGAAGGUGUCUGUACUGUGUUACUCAACACACUCAUACCCAUGGCAACAGAAAUGUUGUCAAAUGGUGAUGGAACAGGAUUCCCAGAAUUAAUGGUUGUUAUGGCAACAUUGGCCAGUGCUGGACAGGGAGGAGGACACUUGCAGCUUCACCGUGCAGCUGUAGACUGGUUAGGAAAAUGUAAGAAAUAUCUUUCCCAGAAGAAUGUCCUGGAGAAGGUGGGGGCCAAUGUAACUCAAGGGAAGCAUGUCGGUAUGCUGGACUGUGCCUGCCACAUCAUGUCCUAUCUUGCCGAUGUCAUGAAUGCCAUGCGACAGAACAGUGGGCAGGGAUCAACGCACCUGGUAGUGGAUGGUGAGGAAAAGGCAAUUGAGGUUGAUUCUGAUUGGGUGGAAGAUCUGGUUGUGGAAGAGGAAGACUCGCAAGCAGAGGAUUCGGAUGAAGAUUCCCUGUGUAACAAGCUAUGCACAUUCACAAUUACACAGAAGGAAUUCAUGAAUCAGCACUGGUAUCACUGUCAUACCUGUAAAAUGGUGGAAGGAGUAGGAGUUUGCACCAUUUGUGCUAAAGUCUGUCACAAGGAUCAUGAGAUUUCUUAUGCCAAGUAUGGAUCAUUCUUCUGUGACUGUGGAGCAAAGGAAGAUGGAAGUUGUCAAGCUCUGGUCAAACGGAGUCCAAGCAGUGGUAUCAGUUCUACUUUGAAGGAGUCAUCUGCCUUCCAGAAUGAGCCACGUGUCCCAGAAAGUGCCUUGCGACACCAAAGCACAUCCCCAGCAGAUAAAUGCAAAGUGAUGAGUGCAGAUGGCAAGACUUCUGAAGAUGAUAAACCGAAGAAGAGUACUUUGUGCAAGCAGAUCGAGGGCUGUAGGGAGGAGCUGCAGAUCCAAGUGUCUGGUUGUUCCACUGCUGGGUUAGUCCUUGAUAUGCUCGUCUUCCUGAUGGAUGCAAUCCAGACAAAUUUCCAGCAAGCCUCAGCAGUUGGCAGUAGCAGCCGCGCUCAGCAGGCAUUAGACGAUCUGCACACAAUGGAGAAGAACAUGGAAAUGACUGACCAGCUGAUGGUUCCAACCCUGGGCUCUCAAGAAGGUGCCUUUGAGAAUGUGCGGAUGAAUUACAGUGGGGAUCAAGGGCAGACAAUCCGUCAACUAAUCAGUGCACAUGUGCUGCGUCGUGUUGCAAUGUGUGUUCUUUCCUCUCCCCAUGGCCGCCGACAGCACCUGGCUGUAAGCCAUGAGAAGGGAAAAAUCACCGUGCUGCAGCUAUCAGCUUUACUCAAACAAGCUGACUCGAGCAAGCGGAAAUUGACAUUGACUCGUCUAGCUUCAGCUCCGGUUCCCUUCACUGUUCUGAGUCUUACCGGAAAUCCAUGUAAUGAGGAUUACCUUGCUGUGUGUGGACUCAAGGACUGCCAUGUUCUAACAUUCAGCAAUUCAGGAUCAGUCUCUGAUCAUCUUGUUCUCCAUCCACAACUUGCCACUGGCAACUUCAUCAUUAAAGCAGUGUGGCUUCCAGGAUCACAGACAGAGCUUGCAAUUAUAACAGCAGAUUUUGUCAAGGUUUAUGACUUGUCCGCUGAUGCCUUGAGUCCAAUGUACUAUUUUCUUCUGCCAAGCUCCAAGAUCCGUGACACAACAUUUUUGUUCAGUGAGGAAGGGAAGAGUAUUAUUGUUAUUAUGUCUUCAGCUGGUUAUAUCUACACCCAAGUGAUGGAAGAAGCGAGCAGUGCUCAGCAUGGACCAUUCUAUGUCACUAAUGUACUUGAAAUCGUGCAUGAAGAUCUGAAGGACAGUAAUGGGCAGGUUGCAGGUGGUGGUGUCUCGGUUUAUUACUCCCAUGUUCUACAGAUGCUGUUUUUUAGUUAUAGCCAAGGCAAGUCCUUUGCUGCCAUGUUAAGUCGCAUAUCACUGGAAGUGCAACGGCUGUUUCCAAUCAAUCUGAAAAGUUCAAAUGGUGGUAGUGGGAAAACUGUUCCUGCCCUGUGCCAGUGGUCAGAAGUGAUGAAUCAUCCUGGCUUGGUCUGUUGUGUCCAGCAAACCACUGGAAUUCCACUUGUCAUCAUGGUCAAACCAGACACCUUCCUCAUCCAGGAGAUUAAAACUCUACCAGCCAAAGCCAAGAUCCAGGACAUGGUUGCAAUUCGCCACACAGCCAGCAAUGACCAGCAAAGAACCACCAUGAUACUCCUGUGUGAGGAUGGCAGCCUGCGGAUCUACAUGGCAAAUGUUGAGAACACUUCUUAUUGGCUACAGCCUUCACUGCAACCCAGCAGCGUCAUCAGCAUCUUGAAACCAGUCCGCAAACGCAAGGCUGCAGCUGCCACAACUCGCACCACCAGCCAAGUCACAUUUCCAAUUGAUUUCUUUGAACAUAACCAGCAGCUGACUGAUGUUGAGUUUGGAGGAAAUGACUUAUUACAGGUGUACAACAUGCAACAAAUCAAACAUCGGCUGAACUCCACGGGCAUGUAUGUCGCUAGCACAAAGCCAGGUGGAUUUACAGUGGAAGGUGUCAACAACAACGCCACCAUGGUUAUGACAGGGAUGCGGAUCCAAGUUGGGACACAGGCCAUUGAGAGAGCACCAUCCUAUAUUGAAAUUUUUGGUCGCACAAUGCAAUUGAACUUGACAAGAGCUCGUUGGUUUGACUAUCCAUUUACGCGUGAAGAAGCACUUCAGGCUGAUAAAAAGCUAACCAUUUUUGUUGGUGCAUCAGUUGAUCCUGCUGGGGUUACAAUGGUAGAUUCAAUAAAAAUCUAUGGAAAAACAAAAGAGCAGUUUGGCUGGCCUGAUGAACCUCCAGAGGAUUUCCCAUCAGCCUCUGUAAAUAAUGUUGCUGUUCCAAGUGUCAGCCAGAAUAACAGCACAGGGGAAGUGGACUCAGCCACUCCCACCUCCACCAGUGGUUCUGUCCUUGAGAGGCUGGUGGUGAGUUCAAUGGAAGUGCUAGAAAGCUGCUUUGCUGUUGGAUCUUCAACAGAGAAGGAAAAAAACAAGCAGACAGCUUUGGAGCUGGCUACUACUUUGCUAUCGAUGCCAACUCCAUCCACUGUUCAACAGCAAACCAAGGGGCUACUGGCAAGUUUACACAACAGUCGUGGCAGUUAUCAUAAUCACAAGGAUCAAGCUUUGCUGAACAAUGCUGUUCAAAUUCUGAAUACUUGGAGCAAGGAUGGUCGUGAUCUUGAUCCAGAAGUGUUCCAACGUCUAAUAAUCACAGCGCGUUCCAUUGCAAUGAUGCGACCCAAUAACCUUGUGCACUUUACAGAGGUGAAAACACCACAAACAGAUAAAGAAGGAAUGGAUGAAAGAGAUCAAGGCCACAGGAAUGUGGAGGUCGAGGGCUGCAGUUUUAUUAUGCAGUUAGUCACUCAUUUCUGGAGGCUCCAUGCUUCCAAACCUAAGAAUGCAUUCCUGGCUCCUGCCUGCCUACCUGGAUUGACUCAUAUUGAGGCAACAGUGAAUGCACUAAUUGACAUUAUUCAUGGCUAUUGUACGUGUGAACUAGAUUACAUCAAUACUGCUGCAAAAGUUUAUAUGCAAAUGCUGCUAUGUCCUGAUCAGUCAGUGAGUUUUGCCUGUAAGCAGGCGCUGAUUCGUGUAUUAAGACCACGGAGCAAGCGCAGACAUGUGACACUGCCCUCCCCUCCUCGCAGCAACACCCCAAUGGGUGAUAAAGAUGAUGACGAUGAUGAUGAUGCUGAAGAUAAAAUGCAGCCAUCAGGAAUGGCAGGCAGUGAAAAUAUCCGUCAAGAAAGUCAAGAACAGAGUGAAGUAGAUCAUGGAGACUUUGAGAUGGUGUCUGAAUCAAUGGUUUUGGAGUCAGCUGAAAAUGUAACUAAUGGAAACCCUUCCCCUCUGGAGGCACUGCUGGCAGGAGCAGAGGGCUUCCCACCAAUGCUGGAUAUCCCUCCAGAUGCCGAUGAUGAGACAAUGGUGGAACUGGCGAUUGCUCUUAGCCUGCAGCAAGAUCAGCAAGGUAGCAGCAGCAGUGCAUUGGGUCUACAGAGUCUGGGACUAUCUGGGCAAGCACCCAGUUCAUCCUCAUUAGAUGCAGGCACACUGUCUGAUACCACAGCCUCAGCUCCAGCCUCUGAUGAUGAAGGUAGCACAGCAGCAACAGAUGGAUCAACGCUGCGAACAUCACCUGCGGAACAUGGUGGCAGUGUGGGCUCGGAAAGUGGGGGCAGUGCUGUUGACUCUGUUGCUGGAGAACACAGUGUGUCUGGACGUAGCAGUGCAUACGGAGAUACAACAGUUGAGGGGCAUCCUGCAGGACCAGGCAGUGUCAGCUCCAGUACAGGAGCCAUUAGUACCACCACUGGACAGCAAGAAGGUGAAGGGUCAGAAGGAGAAGGUGAAACAGAAGGUGACCUACAUACAAGCAACAGGCUCCACAUGGUCCGACUAAUGCUGCUCGAGAGACUUUUACAGCAUCUGCCACAGCUCCGUCAUGUAGGUGGAGUUAGAGCCAUCCCUUACAUGCAGGUAAUCCUAAUGCUGACUGCUGAUCUAGAUGGAGAAGAUGAAAAAGAUAAAGGAGCCUUGGACAACCUCCUGUCCCAACUCAUUGCAGAAUUGUGUAUGGACAAGAAGGAUGUUUCAAAGAAGAAUGAUCGCAGUCCCCUAAAUGAAGUGCACCUGGUGAUCAUGAGACUCCUCAGCGUUUUUAUGUCUCGAACUAAAUCAAGCUCAAAAUCUGCCUCUGAGGCUUCCUCAUUAAUCUCCAAUGCAACAGCCACUGCAUUGUUAAGUUCAGGUGCCAUUGACUAUUGUCUCCAUGUUCUGAAGUCACUGCUGGAUUACUGGAAAACACAACAAGGUGAAGAAGAAGCUGUGGUAACGAGUCAGCUACUGAAACCACAUACUUCUUCUUCACCUCCAGAUAUGAGCCCAUUCUUCCUGCGACAGUAUGUGAAGGGUCACGCUGCGGAUGUGUUCGAGGCAUACUCCCAGCUUUUGACUGAAAUGGUGCUGAGAUUACCAUACCAAAUAAAGAAGAUCGCUGAUGCAAAUUCUCGGAUUCCACCGCCAAUCUUUGACCAUUCUUGGUUCUACUUCCUGUCUGAAUACCUAAUGAUCCAGCAGACGCCUUUUGUUCGUCGUCAAGUUCGCAAACUCUUACUGUUCAUUUGUGGAUCAAAGGAAAAGUACCGUCAACUCCGGGAUCUGCACACACUGGACUCUCAUGUUAGAGGAAUUAAAAAACUUCUGGAGGAGCAGGGAAUCCAUUUGCGUGGUGGUGUGGUCACAGCAUCCUCAGGAUCUGCUCUGCAAUAUGACACACUCAUUAGCUUGAUGGAGCAUCUAAAGGCAUGCGCAGAGAUCGCCAGUCAACGGACCGUUAACUGGCAGAAAUUCAGCCUCAAGGAUGAGUCUGUUUUAUAUUUCUUACUCCAGGUUAGUUUUCUUGUGGAUGAAGGAGUCUCUCCAGUUCUCCUCCAAUUGCUUUCUUGUGCACUCUGUGGCAGUAAAGUGCUUUCCGCAACAUCAUCUGGCAGCACAGGGGGCACUGGGACAACUGCAGCUUCCUCCAGCUCAGGACAGUCUGGGUCUCAGUCCAAAUCUUCCAGCAAAAAAAGCAAGAAAGAGGAGCGAGAGAAGGAGAAGGAUGAGAGCACAAGCAGUCAAGAAGAUCAACUCUGCACAGCUUUGGUCAAUCAACUGAAUAAAUUUGCUGACAAAGAAACUUUGAUUCAAUUUUUACGAUGUUUCCUGUUGGAAUCCAAUUCCUCAUCUGUGCGUUGGCAGGCUCACUGUCUUACUCUACACAUCUACAGGAGUUCUGGCAAAUCGCAGCAGGAGCUGCUACUCGACUUGAUGUGGUCAAUUUGGCCGGAGCUCCCAGCUUAUGGACGCAAAGCUGCACAGUUUGUGGAUCUUCUGGGGUACUUCUCUCUCAAGACUCCACAGACUGAAAAAAAGCUGAAAGAAUACUCUCACAAGGCAGUGGAGAUUCUUCGUACUCAAAACCAUAUUCUCACCAACCACCCCAACUCCAACAUUUAUAAUAUGCUAUCUGGUCUCGUUGAGUUUGAUGGCUACUACCUCGAGAGUGAUCCCUGUCUUGUCUGUAAUAACCCUGAGGUGCCAUUCACUAAUAUUAAGCUUUCAUCAAUCAAAGUAGACACACGCUACACGACAACGCAGCAAGUGGUGAAAUUAAUUGGCAGUCACACCAUCAGCAAAGUGACUGUGAAGAUUGGAGAUCUAAAACGCACUAAGAUGGUUCGCACGAUUAACCUGUAUUACAACAACAGAACUGUGCAGGCUAUUGUAGAACUGAAAAACAAGCCAGCUCGUUGGCACAAAGCUAAAAAAGUUCAGCUAACACCAGGUCAGACUGAAGUGAAGAUUGAUCUCCCACUCCCCAUUGUAGCGUCCAACCUCAUGAUUGAGUUUGCUGACUUCUAUGAGAAUUACCAGGCAUCAACUGAGACCUUGCAGUGUCCACGCUGCAGUGCAUCCGUUCCUGCCAAUCCAGGUGUUUGUGGUAACUGUGGGGAGAAUGUAUACCAGUGCCACAAAUGCAGAUCUAUUAACUAUGAUGAGAAAGAUCCAUUCCUUUGCAAUGCCUGUGGAUUCUGCAAGUAUGCACGGUUUGAUUUCAUGCUGUACGCCAAGCCAUGCUGUGCAGUGGAUCCAAUUGAAAAUGAGGAGGACAGAAAGAAGGCAGUAACAAAUAUAAACACUCUGUUGGAUAAAGCUGACCGUGUUUAUCAUCAGCUGAUGGGUCACAGGCCACAGCUUGAAACUUUGUUGGUGAAAGUUAGUGAGGCAGCUCCUGAGAAGCCACAGGAUGAUUCCAGUGGCGUUGCUGGAAUCAGCUCAACAGCAGCAAGUGUGAAUCGCUACAUCCAGCAACUGGCUCAGGAAUAUUGUGGAGAUUGUAAGACAUCCUUCGACGAGUUGUCCAAAAUCAUUCAGAAAGUUCUGGCUUCACGGAAGGAGCUGCUGGAAUAUGAUCUUCAUCAACGAGAAGCAGCAACAAAGUCAUCACGAUCAUCAACUCAGCCUACAUUCACAGCCAGUCAGUAUCGAGCUCUGUCUGUCCUUGGCUGUGGCCACACCUCUUCAACAAAAUGUUAUGGCUGUGCCUCAGCUGUUACUGAGCAUUGUAUUACAUUGCUUCGUGCCCUCGCUACCAACAGCACUAUACGGCAGAUUCUGGUUUCUCAGGGACUUAUCAGAGAGCUGUUUGAUUAUAAUCUGCGGCGUGGUACUGCUUCAAUGAGAGAGGAAGUCAGACAACUGAUGUGCUUGUUAACGAGGGAUAAUGCAGAUGCAACACAACAAAUGAAUGACCUCAUCAUUGCCAAGGUUUCAACUGCACUUAAAGGGCACUGGGCCAAUCCUGAUCUGGCCAGCAGUCUUCAGUAUGAAAUGCUGUUACUAACUGAUUCAAUUUCAAAGGAAGAUGCAUGCUGGGAGUUGCGACUUCGGUGUGCUCUGAGCCUGUAUCUGAUGGCUGUGAAUAUUAAGACCCCAGUGGUUGUUGAGAACAUCACACUGAUGUGCCUGCGAAUUCUUCAACGGCUGAUCAAACCACCUGCUCCAACUAGCAAGAAAAACAAGGAUAUCUCUGUUGAUACCCUAACAACUGUUAAACCCUAUAGUAAUGAAAUACAUGCACAGGCCCAAGCAUGGCUCAAGAAGGAUCCCAAAGCAUCAUACGAGGCAUGGAAGAAAUGUUUGCCUGCCAGAGCUUUGGACAAUGAAGGCAAAACACAAAGUAAAACUGAGCUGCGACAACUCUACCUGAUGGAGAAAUAUGCAUGGAAGUGGAAGCAGUUUCUAAGCAAACGUGGGAAGAGGAAUUCACCUUUGGACCUCAAACUAGGACAUAAUAAUUGGCUGAGACAGGUUCUAUUCACUCCAGCGACACAAGCUGCACGUCAGGCUGCCUGUACUAUUGUGGAAGCACUUACCACCAUCCCAAGCCGCAAGCAACAAGUCCUUGAUCUCCUGACAAGUUACCUGGAUGAACUAAGUGUUGCUGGAGAGUGUGCAGCAGAAUAUCUUGCACUCUAUCAAAAACUCAUCAAACCAGCUCAUUGGAAAAUCUACCUGGCAGCUCGAGGAGUGCUGCCAUACAUUGGAAACCUGAUCACAAAGGAAAUUGCCCAUUUACUGGCACUGGAGGAGGCAACACUUAGUACUGACCUUCAGCAGGGAUAUGCUUUAAAAAGCCUGACAGGUCUACUUUCAUCUUUUGUGGAGGUGGAAUCAAUAAAACGUCACUUCAAGAGCCGCUUGGUGGGCACAGUCCUGAAUGGCUACUUGUGUCUGCGAAAACUAGUGGUUCAGCGAACAAAACUGAUUGAUGAGACACAAGACAUGUUGCUGGAGAUGUUAGAAGACAUGACGACAGGUACAGAGUCUGAAACAAAGGCAUUCAUGGCUGUCUGUAUUGAGACUGCUAAACGAUACAGUCUUGAUGAUUACCGAACACCAGUUUUCAUCUUUGAAAGACUAUGCAGCAUCAUCUACCCAGAGGAAAAUGAAGUGACUGAGUUCUUUGUGACUUUGGAGAAAGAUCCACAACAAGAAGACUUCCUGCAGGGUAGGAUGCCAGGAAAUCCCUACAGCAGCAAUGAGCCUGGAAUUGGACCACUAAUGAGGGACAUUAAGAAUAAGAUUUGUCAGGAUUGUGACCUUGUAGCACUGCUUGAAGAUGACAGCGGAAUGGAGCUCCUGGUUAACAACAAAAUAAUCAGUUUGGACCUUCCAGUGGCUGAAGUGUACAAGAAGGUCUGGUGUCCAGCCAAUGAGGGUGAGCCGAUGCGUAUAAUCUACCGAAUGCGAGGACUUCUUGGAGAUGCAACUGAAGAAUUUAUUGAAUCAUUGGAUUCCACCACAGAUGAAGAAGAGGAUGAAGAGGAGGUAUAUAAAAUGGCAGGUGUGAUGGCUCAGUGUGGUGGUCUUGAGUGUAUGCUAACUCGAUUGGCUGGAAUCAAAGACUUCAAGCAGGGUCGACACCUUUUAACUGUGCUUCUGAAGCUGUUCAGUUACUGUGUAAAGGUGAAGGUGAAUCGACAACAAUUGAUUAAACCAGAGAUGAACCCUCUGAAUGUAAUGCUGGGGACACUGAACCUAGCACUGCUGGCAGAACAGGAGAGUAAAGACAGUGGUGGUGCAACAAUUGCUGAGCAAGUGCUUAGCAUCAUGGAGAUAAUUCUAGAUGAAGCAAACGCAGAACCACUGACUGAGGAUAGAGGUAACUUGCUGCUGACAGGAGACAAAGAUCAGCUGGUGAUGCUGUUGGACCAGAUUAAUUCGACAUUUGUCCGUUCCAAUCCCAGUGUUCUCCAGGGUUUGUUACGUAUUAUCCCAUACCUGUCCUUCGGGGAACUGGAGAAAAUGCAGAUUCUUGUUGAUCGAUUCAAACCCUACUGUAAUUUUGACAAAUAUGAUGAAGAACAUAACACCGAUGACAAGGUUUUCUUGGAUUGUUUCUGUAAAAUUGCUGCAGGAAUCAAAAACAACAGCAAUGGACAUCAGCUAAAGGAACUUAUUCUGCAGAAGGGAAUAACCCAGAAUGCUUUAGAAUACAUCCGGAAACACAUCCCAAGUGCCAAAAACCUUGAUGCAGAUGUGUGGAAGAAGUUCUUAUCAAAACCAGCUCUUCCUUUUAUUCUCCGCCUACUGCGUGGACUGGCUAUGCAGCACCCUCCUACACAAAUGUUAAUUGGAACAGACUCCAUCACAAACCUACAUAAAUUGGAGCAGGUUUCCAGUGAUGAAGGCAUUGGUACACUUGCAGAAAACUUACUGGAGGCAUUACGAGAACACCUAGAAGUCAACAGGAAAAUUGAAGCAGCCCGAAAGGAGACACGAGCAGAAAAGAAACGGAUGGCAAUGGCUAUGCGGCAAAAAGCAUUAGGCACUCUUGGAAUGACGACUAAUGAGAAAGGUCAGGUAGUCACCACAACAACAUUACUGAAGCAGAUGGAGGAACUUAUUGAGGAACCAGGUUUGACCUGCUGCAUUUGUCGUGAGGGUUAUAAAUUUCAGCCAACCAAAGUGUUAGGAAUUUACACCUUCACAAAACGAGUUGCCAUUGAAGAGUUUGAAAACAAACCACGAAAACAGCAGGGAUACAGCACAGUCUCACAUUUCAAUAUUGUCCACUACGAUUGUCACCUUGCUGCAGUCAGGCUGGCACGUGGUCGGGAGGAAUGGGAAAGUGCUGCAUUACAAAAUGCAAAUACCAAGUGUAAUGGAUUACUACCUGUGUGGGGCCCACAAGUACCCGAAUCAGCAUUUGCCACGUGUUUGGCAAGGCAUAAUACAUACUUGCAAGAAUGCACAGGCCAACGUGAGCCCACCUACCAGCUGAACAUUCAUGAUAUUAAACUACUGUUCCUGCGUUUUGCAAUGGAGCAGUCAUUCAGUGUUGACACUGGUGGAGGAGGCAGAGAAAGUAACAUCCAUCUCAUUCCAUAUAUAAUGCAUACAGUCCUUUAUGUUCUUAAUACGACCCGGGCAACAUCCCGAGAGGAGAAGAACCUACAGAGUUUCCUCGAACAGCCAAAAGAGAAAUGGGUUGAAAAUGCUUAUGAGGUUGACGGACCACACUAUUUUACCGUCUUAGCAUUACACAUUUUCCCACCUGAGAAAUGGAAAGUGACCCGUCUUGAUUUUCUAAAACGUCUCUUGGUCACAACUCAAGCAAGGAAAGCAUCACCAAGUGGCUCCAACAAAUUGUCUGACAAAUCUGUGAAGGAAUAUGCUGUGUACCGCCCUGUGCUGCUUUGCUGGGGAUUAGUGGAUCUUAUGUAUGGAAUAUUUAAGAAGGUUCCUACAAGUAACACAGAGGGUGGCUGGUCCUACUCUCUUGCUGAAUACAUCCGACACAAUGACAUGCCAAUCUAUGAGGCAACAGACAGAUCUCUCAAAACUUUCCAGGAUGAAUUUAUGCCUGCUGAGUCAUUUGCUGAAUUUCUAGAUGUUGCAGGUCUCUUAACAGAAGUUGAAGAUCCUGACAACUUCCUAAAAGAUCUUCUUAACUCCGUGCCCUAAAAUGUUCCAAGCUCAUCUUCUCAAAAACAAAGCUGAUAUUUAUCUCUGUAAUUUUAGAAAUAUUACAUUUGCAUUUUGACUCUUUGAAAGCAGUUGAAAUUAUUUUUGCCUCAGUUCUGCAGCACCUGCUUCUUUUUGUGUGUGAAGCAUUCUGGAUUUAAGGUUUUAACGUACUCGUGUACAGAGGAAUAAUACUGGAAUUGUCAUUUAACCUGACUGCAUGGAGUACAUUUGGUUUACUUUCUUAUUUUGUUCUUGUAUUCAGUAUUUCACAGUAACUUGUUGUGUAUUUAAAUGUUGUGUUAA
Messenger RNA from Hemiscyllium ocellatum (epaulette shark), 15807 nucleotides. RefSeq names its product ubiquitin protein ligase E3 component n-recognin 4 (gene ubr4). NCBI's taxonomy places the organism in Eukaryota, Metazoa, Chordata, Chondrichthyes, Orectolobiformes, Hemiscylliidae. Gene Ontology annotation, molecular function: protein binding; zinc ion binding. The record is from RefSeq and is a predicted model, not a curated record. The transcript has 106 exons. Bases 1 to 15501 code for a protein of 5166 amino acids.